AUGUCCAUAAAUACUUCAAUACCUUACUAUCGCAAUUCUUCAAGGGAAAUUAAUAAGACUAUUAGAGAGAUUGUCUAAGCUGAAGCAAUUAAAAGUGCCAGAAUGUUAAGUAGAGACAAAGUCAAAGUUAAAUAAAAUACUUCAAUUGGGGAUUGUAAUCAAUAUACUAUCCUUAGUGAAUAGAAGUAAAAGAUAAGUGAAUAAUUCCUUUUAUGACAAUACAAGUAAUUCUUAAAAUGAAAAUUCUAACAUUCUUUCUGUAUAUUUAGUCAAUGCUUUUCAGGAAAAAAAAGAAAAUCUUCAAAGAAUUUAGAUGUAGGAUAUCACAAAUAAGAAUAAAUUUGAUGAAAACAAACAGAGAGAAAUCAAAUAUCUUAUGAGAAUUGCAGCUUUAGAAAAGGAAUCAUCUAAACUAACUGAAUUAGCUACUAAAUUGAAAAAAGAAAACUAAUUAUUAAAAUAAUAAAAUAAUCAAGAUUUAAUCAUAUAUCAAUUAUAAGAAGCGCUUAAUAUAUCUAAGAGUGAGAAUUCAACUCUUAAAAAACAAAUUACUCAACUUUAGAAUUCGAAUACCCCUUGCUUUAAUAAUAGUGUUUAUCGUGUUUAAAAGCACUAAACUCUUACUACAAAUCACACAGUCAAUAAUACUAAUAAUAUAUCUCAGGACAAUGUUAAAUUUAAAGAGCACAUUCCUAGUUAUUUAAUCGCUCUAAGUUUAGCUGAAUGA
Paramecium sonneborni is the source of this 727-nucleotide messenger RNA. The record is from the annotation of a GenBank genome assembly. Lineage: Eukaryota; Ciliophora; Oligohymenophorea; Peniculida; Parameciidae.